Messenger RNA from Rangifer tarandus platyrhynchus (Svalbard reindeer), 456 nucleotides. Lineage: Eukaryota; Metazoa; Chordata; Mammalia; Artiodactyla; Cervidae. The record is from the annotation of a GenBank genome assembly.
AUGGCCCUUGCCGUCUCUCGAAUGGCGGUCUGUACCAGUGGCGCUUACCGCAUGAAGGAGCAGCACUUCUGGCAGACUUCGCAGCAACACGCUCCUAACGAGGCAACGCGCAUACGGUACGCAAAUUACAAGUAUUCGUAUACAGGGGUAGUCCAGCUUCCGGCUGCUCCCGGUCCGUCAAAGCGUCUGCAGCUCUGCCAGCCGCUGGUCGCCUUGCAGCAGCAGAUCGGUCUCAGUGAUACUCCUAAAGGUACAGGCAGCACUGCAAGCACGUGGCCCGUGGCACACACGGCUUUCUUCGCGUCACCAGAUUUGUCCAGCAUCUUCACCGUUGUGAUGGCUCCCGCCGAGGUGCUGCUUAGCACUUGUCUCCUCAUCCCCCUACUGGCGAGCACCAGCGCUGGAACUCGCGUACAACGCAGCUGCACAGCGUCACCGUCCGAGGGCCCUUCGUAA